Molecule: messenger RNA, 759 nt
Organism: Cricetulus griseus (Chinese hamster)
Lineage: Eukaryota; Metazoa; Chordata; Mammalia; Rodentia; Cricetidae
Source: RefSeq, a predicted model, not a curated record
UCCAGGACAAAACCAAGAUGAAAUUCCCUUUACUUCUGGCUCUUCUAGUCGGGGGAGCAUCUGCUCUUCAUCUGAGGUCUGAAACUUCUGACUUCAAAAGCUCACCGAGAGAUGAGAACUUACCUAGGGAUGUGGAGCUUUCAAGACCAGAAGUAGAAGAGUGUCCUCCUGGGGAGGAGCUAAUACCGCUGGAGGAAGAGGAAGGUUCUGGGGAUGAGGGAGCUGUCUCGGGCCAGGAUAUGACAGAUGAAGACCUUCAGUGUCCCAGGGCAGAGGACACAAUGAGUCUGCCUGGCAACCCUGGAUGUAAGACCUGUCGCUUCUUGCUGGUGAGGAACCCUCGACCUUUUGGCAAUGCUCAGUCAGUUUGCCAGCGCUGCUACCGGGGCACCCUUGCCUCCAUCCACAGCUUCAGCGUUAACUUCCAAAUCUAUUCCACUGUCAGGGGAUUCAACCAGGGUCAAGUCUGGAUUGGAGGCAGAAUCGUGGGCUGGGGCCGCUGCAAACGCUUUCAAUGGGUUGAUGGAAGCUCUUGGAACUUUGCAUAUUGGGCAGCUGGCCAGCCCCGCCCUGGAGGUGGCAGAUGUGUGACCCUGUGUACUCAAGGAGGCCACUGGCGUCGGUCUCACUGUGCCCAGAGACGUCCCUUCAUCUGUUCGUAUUGAGCUCGUCCCAGCCAGGAGUUUAAAUUCAUCCUCUCCUGGGUAACCGCCUCUCCUUUCCAGCAAAAUGUCUCCAUCUUUCACCUCCCUACAAUAA